Molecule: messenger RNA, 2060 nt
Organism: Trifolium pratense (red clover)
Lineage: Eukaryota; Viridiplantae; Streptophyta; Magnoliopsida; Fabales; Fabaceae
Exons: 4
Coding region: 1327-1893 (188 amino acids)
Source: RefSeq, a predicted model, not a curated record
ACAGCAUUUUUAGCUUUAGGCAAAAAAUCUAUAGGCAACGCCUGAAAAACCGUUGAAAUAAGGGGUCACAGACAACGCUUUUGUUCCUGUUGCCAAAUUUUUAUACUUUGUUCACUUCUCUUGUAAAAGCGUUGGCUAUUUAUUUGGGGCAACAGUUUUACGCGUGUUGACUACAUAAAACUGUUGACUUUUCAUAUCCUAUAGGCAACCCUUGUGAACGGUAGAUUAAACCCAUUGCAGCAACGAUUUUUUAACCAAUUUAGCCCACCAUCUUAAAACUGUUGCUUAAAAAUUUAUAAAACUGUUGACCAAAGUCAUACAUUUCAAUUUUGUCAAAUUCAUUGGGCGCUAAAUUCUCCCACUCUUUUAUUUCUAAGAUUCCCUCUUUUUUUUAUUAAAUUUUAAAAUAAAAAAUUUAGACACAUUAAUAGGCAAAAAGAAAACACCAAACUCAAACAAAAAACACAGUUCUCUCUCUUCACCCAAAAACUUAACGCAAACACAAACAAUGGAGACUCAACCAAGCUUCUUCAUCCAUCGCGUGAACUAAGCUUCUUCCAUCAAUUCCUUCCUUUUCUUCCAUCAUUCCCCUUCCAUUGUUCCCAUUCCAUCGAUUUCUUCCUCUUCCUCCAUCGCGUGAACUAUUCUCACAAAAAACCCUAAUCCCUUUUCAUCGAUUUACUCAGGUUUGUAAUCAAAACAAAGAUUGAAGCUCUCAACUAGUUGUGAUUGAAGCUCUCAGUUGGUUGUGAUUGAAGGGUAGCAGUACUCAUAGGACAGUGUUUCUCAAGCAGUUUUCAUCUAGACGGCUUCUAACUGAACAAAUGAAAAAGGAAGCAAACAACAAGACAAAUAUGAAAUCUCAUGUCAAGAAUCAAAGGGGUGCUUCCAGUUUGGAGCUUCCACAGUUCAAGUCAAGCAAUGAAUUAUUGGCUAAGCGUUAGAAAAUCAAGCGUGAGGAGGGAAUGGCCAAUCUUCAACAAACGAAUGCAUCUAUAACUAAAGUUGGAGCUCCUAGUAACAAACAAAAUCAGCCACCAACUACUCAACCGUUCAAGUUAUCUAUGUUUGCAACAACUGCGAAAACAAAUUUGAUUUCGAUUAAAGAGCCAGUCACGAAGCCUAAUCCAAAGAAAAAAAUUUCAGACAAUGCGAGUAGGACUCAACCUAAUGUUAUUGCUGAAAGGAGUGUAGAAAAGGAAGUUUCCAUGAAAAAACACAAAGGGUUGAAGAUUCAAGAUUCAAAAGGGCAAAGUUUGGCUCAAGGUAGAGGACCGGUACCUACACAAAUUCAAGAGCCAAAGGAGCAGCCCAUGAAAAAAAACAAUGAUUGAAGAUGGAUCAAUGGAAAGACAGCAAACUAGGAAAAACAAUUAUGUUGGAAAUGGUAGUUUGAAGGCCAAGGAGCAGCCUAGGAAAAGGGUAGUAGUGUCUGGAGAUGAGUCAAGGGUAAAAGAGAAACCUUUGAAAAGGAUAGUUGUUGAAGAUGACUCAAGGGCAAGGCAGGAAAGUGCUAGAAAGAAGUCAAAAAGAACCCCUUUGUGUCCAUCAAUGUUAAUUGAUGACUACCUUAAGAAAAAUGGAAAAGAUGUUGAAAACGAGAUCCGGAAUUUAAUUGAAGAUGAGGGAGACAUUGUUAUGGAAGAACUAGAAGAAAAUGUGGAUUGUGAAGAAGCUGCUGAAACAAAUGAGACAACUAAGAAAAGAACUCGGGGACCAACACUGUGUUUAAAAAUAUAUGCAAGGUCUCUCAAACAACGUGAAGAAGUUACUCUAGACGAUGACGGAGAUGUAAUUGGACCCGAUGACAAAACUGUUGCAGAAUUUGCCAAUUUCCUUGGCUCUAUAGCAAGGAAUUCAGAUUUCUGUCCCUUGAUCUAUACAAACUUCUAAGAGAUGCUGAAAAAGGAAACAAAAAAUGAUCAUAUGGACCGUAAGGAGCGUAUAUGGAGAUUUGUUAAUGUAUGUGGAGUCAAAUUUCAUUUUUGUUUCAAUAAUCAAAUAUUUAUUAACUUUUGAUGACCAUUGUUAUUUUAUUUUUUUGUAGAGGAAGUACAUUA